AUGUCUUAUCUACAUUUGGCAUCAACUGCCAAUUCAUCAACAUCAUCAUCAACAACACCAUCAUGUUUUUUCAAUGUAAACACUAAUGGUGGAGUUUCAACAGUACCAACAUCAAUACCAUCAAAUUCAUCAUCCCUACUUGGAUCUAUCGGUGGUGGAAAACAAUGGACAACUAUUGGGCAACCAUCGUCAUCAUCGACAUUAUCACAACAAUUACUAAUAAAACAACCAAAUUUUCUAAAUCUUCAACCAACAUCAUCAUCAUCACAUUUUGAUAAUUUUCUAGGAUCAUCAUCUUCUCAGACGCAAAUAGAAAAAAAUUUUGAGUUACAACAAGAAGAUUUUCCUCCAUUACCGCAUCGAAAUACAUUUCAUGAAUCAACAUCAUCAUCAUCAACACUAAAUAUUCCAUCACAUCAUCAAAAUCAAAUAUCAUCAACAAUAACAAAUGGAUAUAAUUCAACACAAACACAACAUUCGCAAUCACAAUCACCUGUAUCAUUUAAAUCAUCUAUUGAUGCAUUAAGUACAUUAAUAAGUCGAUAUCAAGUAUCUGUUAAUAAUAAAACAUCAACAUUAACAAAUAAUUCUACAAAUGGUUUACCAUCAUCAACAAUAACGGAUCAAUAUGGUCUUGUUGGUCUUUUACAAAUGAUUCAACAAGCUGAGAAAAAUCCAGAUUCAUCAAUGUUACUUAAUUUUGAUUUAACAACACUUGGACUUAGUAUGAAGUUUAUUUCAUAG
Messenger RNA from Rotaria sp. Silwood2, 744 nucleotides. NCBI's taxonomy places the organism in Eukaryota, Metazoa, Rotifera, Eurotatoria, Philodinida, Philodinidae. The record is from the annotation of a GenBank genome assembly.